This is a messenger RNA of Linum trigynum, 987 nucleotides long. NCBI's taxonomy places the organism in Eukaryota, Viridiplantae, Streptophyta, Magnoliopsida, Malpighiales, Linaceae. The record is from the annotation of a GenBank genome assembly.
AUGGGGCUGGGACCUAGGGUUUGCAAGAGGAUAUGGAAGGUGGGUUUGGUGUUUGCUCUCACUCUCUCCGCCGGUGCCACCACCUUCGCCGACGCUGCUGCUACUAGGGUUCCGAUGUGCCCCGUACCUGCUAUUACAGAUUCGAUCUUUGGGUUUCGAGAUGCCAACUCCGAUUUCGCUAAUUCCCAAUCACUCUCUUCCGCUUGCGUCAACGAGGUGGACGAAGUUCCAUUACAGAAAGCGCUAGACUUGAUAUACAAGGGUGGUCUGGAUUAUGUAGCUGUGCUCUUUUAUGCAGCAUGGUGCCCUUUUUCAAAGGCUUUUAAGCCGAGGUUCCCUGUCUUGGCUUCUCUGUAUCCUUCUAUACCCCAUAUUGCAGUUGAAGAAUUAUCCAUCCGUCCCAGCAUGCUGUCAAAGUAUGGAGUUCACGGCUUCCCUGCUCUGGUGCUUCUGAAUUCUACAAUGCGUGUGAGGUAUCAUGGUUCCCGCACUCUUGGCUCUCUUGUUAAUUUCUACAGUGAUGUAACCGGUAUAACAAUUGCAUUACCUGAUAAAGCAUCUCUAUCAAAGAACUGGCACCCGUCAAACAGUGGAAGGCAUGGCAGCAAUGUCCAGGAAAGCUGCCCAUUUUCCUGGGCUAAGUCCCCAGAAAAAUUGUUUAGGCAGGAGACCUAUUUAGCUCUGGCCACUGCCUUUGUACUCUUCAGACUGCUCUACUUAAUUUUGCCUAGUCUGCUCUCAUUUUCUCAACUUGUUUGGAGGAGGCACCUUCAUUAUCCAAGCUUAGGGAGCAUAUUUGAUCAUCCUCGUGCCUUUCUGAAUGAUGUCGUCCAGGCGUUCAAGUGCCUUGUGGGGCCUUGCAGCAGGAAAACAAACCUGCAAGAGGGAGCCAUGAGUGCUAGAGCAUGGGCGUCAAAGUCGCUUGCCACGGUAUCGAUAGGAGAAGCGAGCACAAGUAGAGCUUCGCAGAUACGGGAAUGCCGCUAA